Molecule: messenger RNA, 588 nt
Organism: Lodderomyces jiufengensis
Lineage: Eukaryota; Fungi; Ascomycota; Pichiomycetes; Serinales; Debaryomycetaceae
Exons: 1
Coding region: 1-588 (195 amino acids)
Source: RefSeq, a predicted model, not a curated record
AUGAGGUUUUUAAAAUACGUUUUAUACUUACUUUAUUUCAUUGAUCUUAUUGCAAAUUUAAAAGUUACACAAAAAGUCAAAAGUCUUGAAAAAUUUAAGAAUGACAAAAGAUCAAAAUUAUUAUUAUAUUUAGAUAAAGUAUCAAGAAAUAUCAAUAUUGAUUACUGUUCAGACAUUAUAAUGAAUCAAAUCAUAGAAGAAAUAACUCUAAAUGGAGAAGAUUACACAAUUGUAAUAUCAUACAAUCACAAGAUAAAACAAAAAGCUCCUAUAACUAUCUACCUAAUUCAAUCAUCAGCAUCAAACAAUCCAGCUCUUAAAAAUUAUAUAUAUGCAAUUCAGGAUUCAACAACUCAAUUGAUUGGUUUGGAAAAUUUAGAAUUGAAAUUGUUUGUAUUAAAGUUGGUUAAAAAAUUAGAGGUGCCUAUUUAUUUUGGAGUUAUUAGUGAUGAAAAUAUAUUGAGUUCUAGUACCGUGGAAUUGUUUAAGACUAUUAUUGACUUGAUAAAGGAAGAAGAGCAGAAAGAGCAGAAACUUACGAAAGAGCAAGAAGAUGAAUAUGUGGGUAAAGGGGAAGUCAAAGUUUAG